Messenger RNA from Fomitopsis serialis, 1791 nucleotides. RefSeq names its product Nucleotidyltransferase. The coding region runs from base 1 to 1791 and encodes 596 amino acids. Gene Ontology annotation, biological process: double-strand break repair via nonhomologous end joining. Gene Ontology annotation, molecular function: DNA binding; DNA-directed DNA polymerase activity. NCBI's taxonomy places the organism in Eukaryota, Fungi, Basidiomycota, Agaricomycetes, Polyporales, Fomitopsidaceae. Gene Ontology annotation, cellular component: nucleus. The transcript has 13 exons. The record is from RefSeq and is a predicted model, not a curated record.
AUGCCUUUCAAGCGACCUGCUCCUGAACCGCAUCCUCGCUCUGACUCUCAGUCACUGGAAUCUUCCUCGUCGGCUCUCCAGCCAUCGAAGCAUGCCCGUCUGGAGCCUUCAGAGAAGGCCAUACCAGAUGUCACGUUGUACAUUGUUCAGGCUAAGCUGGAUCCGUCCAGUCUAUCGGAGCUCUUCCGGCUCGCGGAGAGACAUGCACAACGCCUAUGUUCAAACGCGACCGAGGCUGACGUGAUAAUCACAACCAUUCGCAUGAGGAGGCGUUUGGAACGACACAUACCAUGGACUCUUGCUAAACAGAAGGCGAUAGUAACGCCUCAAUGGCUCCGGGACUGUGUCAAGCAAAACAAAGUUCUCCCAUGUGUCGAUUAUGCUGCAAUCCAGGAGCUACGGACUGAGACCGAGAAAAAUUGCCCAGAAUGCAAUCUUGCACCGUGUCUUUGCGGCGACUCAGAUUCAGAAGUAGAGACACCAUCCAACCAGCCAGCGUCGUCGAAGCACAGGCCCACAAAGGCUGGGCUCGAGGAGACGCAAGAGUCAGACAUGCACGCCAAGAUUCCUGCUCGUCUCCUGCAUCCGGACCCAUCUAUCCCGACGCCUCUGGACAAGCUCAAUUAUGCGUCUCGAUACGCGUGCCGGCGUGCAUCCCCCCUUACAUGCCCCAAUCAAGAGCUCGUACGGGAGCUCGAUAUCGUGCAUCGCUCUCGUGCUAUGGAGAGCGAAGAACGCAACGCGUUGAGUUACCAGCGCGCAAUCUCGGUGAUCAAAGCGUAUCCGCAUCGGAUCACCUCCGUCUCGCAGGUGCAGAAGCUUCCUUUCAUUGGCCAGAAGACUGGUACCAUGGUAGAGGAAUUCAUCGACACGGGAAAGAUCGAGGAAGCUCAAACUAUCCUCGCAUCGGACCGCUUCAAAGCCCUCAGCCUCUUUACCUCCGUCUAUGGCAUCGGGCCCAACACCGCUCACCGCCUCUACAGUCUCGGCCUGCGCUCUAUCAACGACCUCGAGAUCUACUAUGGCGUCGAGCGCGACGAGCCACAAGCUACUGGCCCGUCGGAGCUGCAAGAGGUCGAGAUGCAGAAGCGGCCUCAUUAUUGGCGCGGGCAGGACCAGGAUAAGGGCAAUCGCAAGCAUGGUCUGGGAGAUAGCUGGAUCCGGAUCGCGCUGGAACUGAGGGAGGACCUUGCCAUCAAGAUACCACGAGCUGAGGUGGAAGAGAUGGAGCGCAUCGUUAUGGCCGAGCUGGCCGAGCUAGAGCCAGGGUGCGUGAGCACGAUCGUCGGGGGCUAUCGGCGAGGGAAGCCGGAGAGCAAUGACGUCGAUAUCGUCUUCACGCACCCUGACGCAGGCGUUAUGAAGGGGCUCUGCAAGCGGUUUGUGCGCAGACUGUACGAACGAGGUAUGGUCAGCCAUGUCAUGCAUUUGUCUGGCUUCCAUGGGCAUAAUCCUUUACGAACCACCCAUUGGGAUUCGCUCGAGAAGGCGCUCACCGUCUUCACGUUACCAAACUCAUCGCAGAUACACAACGGUAUCCGGCGGCGUCUCGACAUGAUCUUCGCACCGCCCGAGGUGUAUUGGACUGCUGUUAUCGGUUGGUCAGGGUCAAUCAUGUUCCAGCGGGACCUCAGACAAUGGGCCAAAGACAAGCUUGCCAUGAAAUUCGACAGCUCGGGAAUCACAAGACGGUACGACUCAAAGAUGUUCUUCCCGAAGACAGAGAAGGAGGCCUUUGACCUCUUAGGACUGGAGUGGGUGGCGCCGGAAUGGCGGAACGCAGAUGCAUAG